AUGUCUAAAAAUGAUGGACACAAACCAGCCUGGUGUUGUCUUGCACUGAAAUCCUUGCCGCAGGAGGCCACAGUGAAAUUUCCACCCGUCCAGAAGGUGUCUUUCUCUGCCUUUGUUAGAGCUACUGAAACUAUGUCAGAAGAAAGAACAGAUUCAGAAUGUACAUCUUCAGAAGGAACGUCAACCACACGUAAAAGGGCACCUCCCUUUUCCAGACAGGAACUACUUUUCAUGGUUGAAUUUCUACAAAGCAAAGAAUAUGGCGUUGGGGAGAAAGGCUCCAUCAAUAGUAAGAAAGCUGACAUCCUCCAAGAUUUGGUCAAAGCAAUGGAAGACAAAUUUGGAAUCUUACAUACGGAACGCCAAAUACAAAAGCGUUAUUCAGAUUUAAAGGUCCGAGAACAGGAGACAUACCAGAGCAUUUUAAGGAAGAUUCAAAGAGACCAGGAGAAGGAGACAGUUAAUUUACAACCAUGUCCACCAAGUCAAGAAAGCCCACUACCAAAUCCAGUUGCUGUUAGUACAUUGACACAGGAUGAUCUGCCAAAUUCUGAAGACCUAAUUACAUUGACCUUUGAGACCAUUCCCAGUGCCAAUGUGAUGGAGGCCACUCCAAACAACGACUUGCUGACGAAUCUGGCUGAAAAGAUUGCUGAUGUUGAGAAUCGCCUUGUUGCCCAUUUAAACCACAAUUUGACCAUUUUGGCAGAAAAAAUUGAUACAUUAGGGGGCAAGUUAGAACAGCGAAUGGCAAACCUUGAACGGGAAAUAGAAUCCAUAAAGAAAAACUCCCUUCUAAUGGACACUUGAUCCCUUAAAAUGUUAAUGGUGAAAGUUCACCAUGUGGUGAACUCAAAGUUUGUUUGCUCCUUUGUGUGAAAUAGCUGGAUUAUCUGGCAAGUUAUGGUGGUUUCACACAUUGUUUAAAAAAGAUUGUGUACGGCAUUCGGAAGGUAGAGGUGCAACCACACACUGCUGCAUGCAGUCCCGUAUGUCAUAGUUCUUUGGAGCAAUCGCAAUGAAACGCAAUAUCUUGUUGGCUCCAAUUUGCAAACUUAUGUGCUUUACAAGUGGUCCUAAAACAACAGUUUACUUUGGUUUUUUGUGGGGAUGCAAAACGCAUACCUUUGUUAUUUGGAGCCAAACAGUUAAAGCAUUGGACUCUCGUCACUCUUAGAAAUAUACGGUAUAUUGGACGGCAUACAGCAUUGUGAGUUUCCUCCUCUCCCUGCCGUAUGCGUUAUUUGAUUGUUUAAAUUUAGGAGUGAAACCACCCAUAGGGCAGGUUCACACAGCGUUUGUCCCUCCGAUUCCCGCAUACGGAGUCUGCUAGGAGGGGGUGGAUAAGUGUCUGGUGGUGGGGUUAAGGCCGCAGAAUCCCAAACAACCGUAGCUUCAAAUGGGUGUAAUGAUGUUAUUUUGUCACGUCUAAUCCAACCAUCGUGAUCCACAGCCUACGGGUGGUUCUGUUUUUGCCCUCAGGUGAUUUUGCGGAUGUCCCAAAAACUGUAGUAGACUACUUUUUAUGAUCCGGUUGUGGAAGAUAAAUUUGGGCCAGAAUGUAGGUGAGCAGAGGCAGUUGGUCUCUCCAUUCGGCUGAUACGUGGUGAUAGAAUAACCUUACCCCAGGUUCCCGCUACGGUUGGGGGCAGUUUGUAAAAACACCCCUCCACCCACCCCUCUCCAGAACCGUAUGCGUGAACCUGUGGGAGAAAGCCAGUGUGAAACAGCACUUAGUUUGUUUAACGACUGUAGAAAGUUUUUUUUUUAGGAAUAAUUUUGGCACGGCAGUGCCCAGCUAGCCUAUCUUUCUAAUGCAAUGUUUUCCAAAACGUGCAAUGCUCCCACAUUGCUCCCAUUGUGCCGGCUGUGCCCAAGUG
Molecule: messenger RNA, 1880 nt
Organism: Hyla sarda
Lineage: Eukaryota; Metazoa; Chordata; Amphibia; Anura; Hylidae
Exons: 5
Coding region: 1-810 (269 amino acids)
Source: RefSeq, a predicted model, not a curated record